Molecule: messenger RNA, 1408 nt
Organism: Mustela lutreola (European mink)
Lineage: Eukaryota; Metazoa; Chordata; Mammalia; Carnivora; Mustelidae
Product: keratin-associated protein 10-12-like
Exons: 4
Coding region: 1-1401 (466 amino acids)
Cellular component (GO): keratin filament
Source: RefSeq, a predicted model, not a curated record
AUGGCCGCAUCCACCCUGUCCGUCUGCUCCAGUGACCGGAGCUACGGCAGCCGCGUCUGCCUGCCUGGCUCCUGUGACACCUGCUCCGACUCCUGGCAGGUGGACGACUGCCCAGAGAGCUGCUGCGAGCCCCCCUGCUGUGCCCCCCCCUGCUGUGCCCCCUCCUGCUGUGCCCCAACCUGCUGUGCGCCUACCUGCUGUGACCCCAGCUGCUGUGCCCCCUCCUGCCUGACCCUCAUCUGCACCCCUGCGAGCUGUGGGUCCAGCCCCUGCCAACCAGCCUGCACCAGCUGCUGCCAGCCCUCCUGCUGCAGCUCCUCCCCCUGCCAGGAAGACUGCUGUGUGUCUGUCUGCUGUAAGCCCGUCUGCUGCACCCCUGUCUGCUGCACCCCUGUCUGCUGCAAGCCCGUCUGCUGCACCCCUGUCUGCUGCCAGGCCUCACCCUGCUCAGCCUCCUCAUGCUGCCAGCAGUCUAGCUGCCAGCCCUCCUGCUGCAGCUCCUCUCUCUGCCAGGAAGACUGCUGCAAACCUGUCUGCUUCACCCCUGUCUGCUGUAAGCCCGUCUGCUGCACCCCGGUCUGCUGCAAACCUGUCUGCUGCACCCCUGUCUGCUGUAAGCCCAUCUGCUGCACCCCGGUCUGCUCUGGGCCCUCCUCCUGCUGUCAACCCAACCCCUGCUCCUCGUCCUGCUGCAGACCGUCCUCCUGCGUGUCCCUGCUCUGCCGCCCCGUGUGCAGGCCCGCCUGCUGUGUGCCCGCCUCCUCCUGCUGUGCCCCUGCCUCCUCCUGCCAGCCCAGCUGCUGCCGCCGAGCCUCCUGCGUGUCCCUGCUCUGCCGCCCCACGUGCUCCCGCCAGGCUUGCUGUGUGCCUGCCUCGACGGUCACUGCCCUCAAAAGCAUCACUGAGGACCCGGGGGCAGGCCUCCCCCGCUGUCUGGCGGAUGGCGCCGUGGCUGCGGGGUGCGUGGAGGGAGGGUGUCUGCGAGCCACUAGCGGCGCCGCCUGCUCCGUGGGCAUCUACACGGCCAGCAGAACUGCUCACAGGCGGGGCGUCUACACCGUCGCGGGCUACCGUUGCCCGCGGAGAGAAGGAGUCGGAGUCCACUCCAGCCCCACCAUGUGCCACACCAGCUGCUCCACGGGCUGCCAGCCGGCCUCCUGCUCCCCCAGCUCCUGCCAGACGUCCUGCUACGUGCCCGUGAGCUGCAGGCCCGCCCUGUCCGUGAGCUGCAAGCCCGCUGUGUAUGUCGUCCCCUCCUGCCAGUCCUCUGUGUGUGUGCCCGUGAGCUGCAAGCCUCUCGUGCUCAUGGCCUCCUCCUGCCAGUCCUCCGGGGGCUGCCAGCCCUCCCGCCCCACCCUGCUCUACAGACCCGUCUCCUGUAGCACCCCGUCCUGCUUCUGACCGGGAU